AUGGUCAGGGAGGCAGCAAUGGGAGACCAAAUUUCCCUCCCUGCCCAUGAUUCCAAAGGAAAAAAAAAGAAAAAAAAGGCAGCCCAAGCAGCAGCAACGUCCGCAACACGCGGCGAAACAGCCGACGGAGAAGCAGUCCUCGGCCGAAGCGCCGGCAGUUGCGUCAUGUGUCCUCCCAUGACGAUCCUCCAUACUAGCGCAGGGUCUCGCCACAUGCAGACAACCUUUAUCCAGUGCAAUCUUAAUCACUGCAGCGUGGCGCAAGAUCUAGUCCUCCAGUAUAUGGCGGAGGAGAAGAUAGAUAUUGCACUCCUGAGCGACUCGUAUAGAGUCGAUACUAGCUCCAAUGCCUGGCUUGCAAGUUCCGGUCUGAACAAGGCGGCCAUUUAUAUUGCGAGUGACAGAGUAUCCAUAGCCAACGUGAUAGCUGACCCAGAAUUUGUAUCCGCUCGUAUCAACGGGGUACAGGUUUAUAGUUGCUAUGCGUCCCCCAACCAACCCCACGCUGGCUUUACUCUUUUCCUCCAACGGCUUGAAAACAGCAUCAGAACCAUCAGCCGAGGCGCACCUAUUCUGGUCACCGGCGAUUUCAACGCCAGAUCCGCGGCCUGGGGAGAUUGGAUGAGCAACGGGAGAGGGGAUGAGCUGGGACUGAUGCUCGAGUCUUUGGACCUGAUCAUCAUUAACUCUGGCUCCACUCCCACCUUCUCCAGGGGUGCCGGCUCCAUUAUCGACCUAACACUCACGUCAGAAUCCUUAGCUGGGCGCACCAGCAACUGGAGAGUCAUGGACCAGGUCUUCAACAACAGCGACCAUCAUUAUAUUCGGUUUACGAUCUCCGAAAACCUAGUACACCAGUCAUUGCCCACCACUGACGUCCCCCGUGGUUUGAACACCUCAGGCGGAAUAGACAUUGAAGCAAUGCACAUCGGCCUACUGCUUGCGGAAUGGCUUGAUGGAGGGCCCCAGCCCGACUCAUGUGAUGCUGAGUCAGGAGCGUCAACCCUACGAUCUCGGAUAACCUCGGCAUGUGACUUUUCCCUACCAAAGCGUCGCGCCCCGAAACCAGGGAAGCCGCCUGUCCACUGGUGGAACACAGAAAUCAGCAACCUUAGAGCCGAGUGCGCAAGGGCUAAGCUCAAGAAGGUGAGGAUGGUGGCCCGGGUUGCCCGCCUCACACAACGUGCUAACGCGGACUUCGAUAACGAUCGUGCCACCUCCGAACUGGAAAGAACCAAAUCUGAUUUUGUCGUGGCCAAAAGACGGCUAAAGCACGCGAUAUCCCGUAGCAAAAAAGCCUGUUGGAGCGAGCUCAUCGCCUCCGUCGACCAGGACCCAUUCGGGAAGCCCUAUAAGAUGGUAAUGCGGAAGCUCAGAGGUCCCCCCGCAACAGCCACCAUGGAACCGGAAAUGCUGAAAACAGUCGUCAGCACACUAUUCCCCACCCACCAGCAAAGGCAAGCUGAGGUGAACGAGCAACCUGUCGAUUGGGAUGUUCUAAUUGUCUAUGUAAAAAUUAUUUAG
Messenger RNA from Diuraphis noxia (Russian wheat aphid), 1524 nucleotides. RefSeq lists its product as uncharacterized. Gene Ontology annotation, molecular function: catalytic activity. The record is from RefSeq and is a predicted model, not a curated record. NCBI's taxonomy places the organism in Eukaryota, Metazoa, Arthropoda, Insecta, Hemiptera, Aphididae.